AUGGACCAGAAACCCAACGUACCUAAUUCUUUCCGAGCCAAUUCGAACAACGCUAGACACAAGACGCAAGCUUCCUCAGGCAAGUCUUUACAUAAUCCCAGCACAACUAUAAAACCGAAAAUAAAUCCUGUGAGGCCAGCAGAUAACGGAACGCAGAAAUCUUAUAAAACAGUGACCAAGGACCCCGUUGGGAAAAAGACGAAAAACAAAGCCGGCAAACACAACUCACACUCUGCAUCGGAUGCGGAUGACGAACAUCAUGAAAUGACUCAAAAAAAUGACUCCAAGAAGAAUAAGAAUCCAAGCUUGUCGCAAGCAAAGAAAAACAAGAUAGAUUAUUCUAAUGCAGAGUUUGAUGUUGGCGACGGUAUGGGCACACCAGGAUUGAAGGCUCUGUGUUGCUGGAAGUGUUACAGUGAUUCCGAGUAA
This is a messenger RNA of Paraglomus brasilianum, 429 nucleotides long. Lineage: Eukaryota; Fungi; Glomeromycota; Glomeromycetes; Paraglomerales; Paraglomeraceae. The record is from the annotation of a GenBank genome assembly.